AUGAUGCCUUCAAUGAUUCCAAUCGCCCGUGCCUCGUACGCCGACACUCUUCGAAAGAAGACCAACACACUCACCUCAGCAACUAAACUUCCCGCAUCCGUCCAAGCUAAGGCUGCAUCCGGGGUUAUUUCUGUGGACGCGUUCCCCGAACUCAUUGCUCCGUCUAAGAUGGGACAAUCUGACCCGAAUAAGGCUUCCGUCGGAAAGUUUAAACCGAUUCCACGCAAAGCCUCUUAUGCUAGCGUUUUGAAGGGAGACAUCGCCGGUGACCAGAAACUCUCAGCACGCGUUAUUGUGAGUAGCGCUACUCCAAUUGAGGUUAAAGAAAACGAAGAGAAGCCUCAGGAGAUGAGGCCUUUUGUUGUUGUGGCUAGAAAGCCAGCUCCAGCUACUAAGCUCCCGAAGAAGAAAAAUGUCAUUCAUCGUGCCUUUAACUUUAUUACAACAAACGUUCUUCCUGCUAAGAUUGAGAAGGUUGAUGUUUUCAAACCCAUCAAUCAAUCUAAAGUCAAGCAAAGCUCCAAUAAUUUUCCAGUUGCAGCAUUGGCCGAACUGCAAAACAAGUCCAACUGGCAAAAUAAAGGCUUCAAGAAAGGGGCAGCUGAGAACACUCAUAAUACAUCCGAUGUUAUCAAUAUUGUUGCACCAAAAAAUACUCUGAAAGCACCAAUUAAGAGCAAGGUUAUUCAAAAAGGGAAACCAGUUCCACUUAAGGACCUCAGCACAAUAGUCCCGGCUCCUACUGAAAAUGCAGUGAGAGAAGGGAGUGGACACAAGAAGCAAAGCUUGAUUCCUGCACCAGUCCAGGUUGCUAAGACAUCCCGAAUUCCAAAAGAAAAGGACUCUCAGAAAGAGAUUCAGAGUGAUCACACUAUUAUCAAUACCGUGACUUCAGAAAGUCUAGAGGUCAGAGAGGUGGAGGAACCCGAGUUCAAAACAGACUUCGGUGAACGUGUUAAGCUUGUAGCUGCAGAUCUUCGGAGGAGAGCAGUGGCAGUUUCAAAUGCUCUAUCCAAGCCCUAUGGUGAAGAUGACAUCAGCUGGAUUCCAGCUCCCGCAACACCGAAAGCAAGUCCCAAGUCACUUGAAAACCAGGAUAGCAUUUACCCUAUAUUUGCUGCCAUAUCACAUAUCAUGCCAACUCCAUUGGCUCAGAAAGAUAAAGGAAGCAAAAACCUUUACACAAUUCUCGACGUUCCUCUCGAGGAUCCUCUCGACGACCCUCUCGAUCUUCCCAGUUUCGACGAUUGUUUCGAUAACAACUCGGAUAUUUCAGUCAAAUCCUUCCGGAGGAAUACCACACGUACCAGAUCCAGGGACCACUCACCUGUCCCUGAUCGUCUGUCACUAAUACGCAAAGCAAAGGCCCCGCUAAGUCCCAUUCCCGUGAAAGAGGAUAGCUCUACUCAUCAUACCUCCAUACCUAUCGCAUUGAACACAAGUGGCGUUACUACCCCACUCUCGAAGCCUAUGGCAGCUACUUGUAACUUUCCAUCUCAGCAUUUGGACAAAACCUCUACUAUCGUGGUCAACGUCAAGGGAACAGUCCUUCCCGAGAUCGAGUGUCAUGAAUCCUCCAACAGACAUUGCCUAAAGAAAGAGAGAAGGCAGCUCGUCGAGAAAGUUGGCGCAGACUCAUUACCUAGAACACCAGCACGAUCGAAACUACCAAGGAAUCCCGAUCAGUCCCCCGAAAAGAUGGCUAUGAACAUCACAUCUACCCUACUAGAUCAUUCAAAGAUAUUGGAAGAAGACCUCGAUAGAUUGCUCGACAACUUCCGUCCACCUAGUCCAGAGCCAUGGGAUUUUAUGGAAGAGUUGAAGAAGUCCGGAUCCUCUAAGAAAGUAACACCAACAAAAACAAACAAAGAUCCUUAUGAGCACGCUGCGGAACUUUUAGCUGCUGAGAAGAAAGCAGUUUCCAGUGUCAAAUCCAAAAAAGCUAGAGAAACGAAGCAUAUUGGAGAUCCUGAGAACAAGCCGCAGGGAGAGCCCAGCAUCAAACUCCUAGAUUAUGUUUUGCCACCAGUAAUUGCGCAAUCAAUGAUACCGAUUAUACCGAUCAUCACCGCACAGGUAGCAUCUGCGAAGGCAUUCCCACCUUCCUCUGAUAUAUCCCCUCUGACCACUUCCACAUCUUUCCCAACAUCCACCGCACCCACUACCACAGACCUGAGCAAUACCACAACCACCUCCAUGGGAUAUGGAACCCCCACUCCUGCAACUCGGUUACAACAUGAACGCUUAGAACAGACACCAUUGAAAGCAAUUUCGCACCACAAAAUGAUACCUCAAGGGCCUCCUGUUACACCACGAAAGCACCUACCAAAAUCACGACUACCUCUUAAGCAAUUUCAUCCUCAGGAGCAAAAUAAGGGAAUCAACAAAGAACUCACUACUAAUAAUACAGCAUUUGAACAGGUUUUCAAGAAAAACUCCGCGAGAGAAUUACCACUCACAAAGAACCACCGCACGCCUAUCUACCCCGUCGCCAGUGAGCUUGAGAGAAAUCGAAGAACACAAUAUCUUCGAGUUAGGAGAGAAGGUUUGAACGACAAACAACACGCUAUUCUUGAGGACGCCACUUGUAAUGAACAAUUGGCAAGUAUCCAGACUUGGACUGGAAUAGUAGCUAGAGAGACCAGGGAGGCAGCAUGCCUCAAUGGUCUCUCUCCUGUACGCAAGACGUUCGACGAGUGGAAUUUUAUGGAUCGUCUUUUUGAGUCAAAGAUUGCUGAAAUCCCUAGAAUACGGCUCGAUUUCAAUCCUAAAAGUCAUUUAUUAACACCUAUUACUCCACAUACACCAUUUAAAGGGCAAGACAAGGACAACAUCGAGGGGAAGGAAGGAGGGAACUGCGAUGGUGAUAAUGUUACUGUGUGCUCUGUUGACUCUUUGGCUCUUACAGAAUCCGGUUUUUAUCUAGAUAGAUACUUUGGCAAAAAGGUCGAAUAUCUUGAUAUUGAUAUCGUUUAUAGCGACAUGUCUCUUGAUCAUAACACCUUCCGCCAAACACUAGAGCUUCAGUUACUGCUUGAAAUGAUUAUCGAACGAUCUGGCUACGAUGACUUUGAAGACAUUUUAUGGGAAUUCGGAGAUAGUGACUUACUGCCACUUACCAUAAAGGAACGUUGCACCAAUGCCGACCUUUGGUCCCGAAUCGUUGUGUUACUUAGCGAAGAAGGAUUUGAUAUCGAAUGGAUUAGUGUUAUUGAUGGGCGUGUGAAGCUAUUACUGUAUGACUAUGAAACCGCGCGGAAGAGGCAGGAGUUAUCAUUGGCAGAGAGGAUUGCCAGGAUAGGGCAAAGAAAGGAGGAAGGAGCACCGGGCUUGUGGAGGAGACCUCAGGUCAAGCCACCACCAGGGUUAAAUCAGCGUCCAAACCGUUGGCACUGA
Morchella sextelata is the source of this 3396-nucleotide messenger RNA. RefSeq lists its product as uncharacterized. The record is from RefSeq and is a predicted model, not a curated record. NCBI's taxonomy places the organism in Eukaryota, Fungi, Ascomycota, Pezizomycetes, Pezizales, Morchellaceae. The coding region runs from base 1 to 3396 and encodes 1131 amino acids. The transcript has 8 exons.